GCGUCACGUGAUGUUUCUGAAACUUAGUGAGAGUUGUGAGACAGACUUCCCGAGCGCGUGCGCGCGCGCGACUGCAGUUUUUACACGACUUCUGGUAGAUUUUGCAGAAAUACACUGAUUGCUGAAGAUGAAGUGGAAAGGUGUGAACAGUCCCUUCCUGCACGUCCACUGAGACAGAUGAAGAAAAGCUUUUUCCUGAAUGUUCAGAGUGUCUCCUGGAGGUUGCAAAGAUGUACCAAACUGUACCAGCGACAGAAAUUGGCCUUGGUGGCAUGCGUGAAUACACUCCACCUAACAAAAGAGUGGAACGGCGUGGACGUCGAUUGAUGGUGUCAAGCCUGGUUGGGGCAUUGCUGGUCAUCGCAGCUGUAACAGCUUGGUGCUAUUAUUCCGUGUCUCUCCGCAAGGCAGAUCUGCUGAAAACUGAACUGCUAGACCUUAAAAAAGAUGGCUUUGUCAUUCACAACCAAGCUGGAGCGGUCAUCUUCCGAAUGGCAUUUAGGUCAGGUCACCUUGAUCUGGACUCUUGCUCAAAGAAAGACAGAAUUCUCAGUUGCAGCCGAUCCAGUGGAGGAAAGCUUAACUUUUUCAUUGAAACUGUGAGGCCCAAGGACACAGUGAUGUGUUAUCGUGUGCGCUGGGAGGAGCUUGACACGUACCGUGCUGUAGAGCAUGCCAUGGCCUAUAACGGCUCUCACUGGUAUGGUGGAGCAGAGUCCUGGUCCCAGCACUGGCCAAUUGUUUUUGCAGGAACCCAAGAGCCCAAACCUUUCAUUACUGCUGAUGUCAGUUUGAAUCAGCAAGACUUUGGGGGCAUCCUGGAACGCUACUGGCUCUCCUCCAAUGCAACUGCUAUCAAAAUCAAUGACUCUGUCCCUUUUCAUUUUGGCUGGGAUGAGAACAGCAAGAUGCUUCGAUUCCAGGCGCGGUAUCACAACAGUCCAUAUAAGCCAGACCCUGCACAGCCAGUCCAACCUGAGCUGAGCUAUCGUGUUUGUGUUGGGGAUGAUAUUACUUCCAUACAUAAAUACAUGGUCCGCCGUUAUUUUAACAAACCCAAUAAAGUUCCCUCAGAGGCUGUUUUCAGGUGGCCAAUUUGGUCCACUUGGGCUUUGCAUAAGACUGAUGUGAACCAGGAGAAGCUACUGGCUUAUACAUCAGGGAUUCAAAAGCAUGGCUUUAACUGCAGCCAUCUGGAGCUGGAUGAUCGAUAUACAAGAAGCUAUGGAGAGUUCGAGUUGGAUCCGGUAAAGUUCCCUAAUGCAACCAGUAUGUUUCAGAAACUUAGAAAUGACGGUUUUAAAGUCACCCUCUGGACCCAUCCCUUUGUAAACUACAACUCCUCUAAUUUUGGAGUUGGAGUGGAAAGAGGGCUCUUUGUGCGAGAACCUACUGGCGAGUUACCUGCCUUGAUUAGAUGGUGGAAUGGGAUUGGUGGCAUUUUGGAUUUCACCAAUCCAGAAACCCGUGAAUGGUACGCCUCAAAUCUCCGUGCCUUAAAGAACAAAUACGCGAUAGCUUCCUUUAAGUUUGAUGCUGGGGAGACCAGCUACCUGCCACCGCAAUUCAAAACCUUCACGCCCCUGCUUGAUCCCAGCAUAUUCACACGCCGCUACAGUGAGAUGGCAAUCCCCUUUAACGACCGUGCUGAACUGCGUGCUGGGUACCAAUCCCAGAACAUCUCCUGCUUCUUUCGGAUCAUUGACCGUGACUCUGUCUGGGGCUACGACCUGGGGCUCAAGUCUAUCAUCCCUACUGUGUUAACUGUUAGCAUACUGGGUUACCAGUUUGUGCUCCCGGACAUGAUUGGUGGAAAUGCUUACCCAAACCGCACUGACGGAAAUCAAGGACUCCCUGACCGGGAGCUCUACAUUCGCUGGCUUGAAUUAUUAGCAUUCAUGCCAGCUAUGGAAUUCUCAAUCCCACCUUGGCUAUAUGACGAUGACGUUGUGGCAAUUGCUAGAAAAUUUACAAAGCUUCAUGAGACCCUGGUGGCUCCUCGAGUGCUUGAACUUGCCGGGGAAGUCUUAGACACAGGAGAUCCAAUCAUCCGCCCUCUGUGGUGGAUUGCCAAAGAUGAUGAGGCUGCCUACAAGAUUGAUUCACAAUUUCUCAUAGGGGACGAUCUUAUGGUAGCACCAGUUCUUGAGCCAGGCAAGCAGGAGAGAGAUAUAUAUCUUCCAGCUGGCAAAUGGAGAAGCUACAAGGGGGAACAUUUUGACAAAGGCCCCCUACAUCUUACUGACUACCCUGUGGACUUGGAUGAGAUUGCCUACUUUGUGUGGUCUGGUUGAUGCACAUGUAAAAGGGAAGUAUUUGCACACAGCAGUUCCAAAAAGCUAAUGCAAGUCCAUUGAUCAAGCAUUAAAGCACAAUUGUUUUUCUCAUAUUAAUGUGUUUUGUGACCAGUAUGUUGCUGUAACCAGCAUAUGUAAUAUUACAGUAUAUUUAAAUGUUUUAUAAUUGUAAAAUGGUAUAUCAUGUACCUCUUUCAUUAUAAAGAGAAAUGUUUAGAAAUUGAACCUGGGAAGGUGGUAGAAGUUGAUAUUUCUGGUCUGCCUUUACCAGAAAUCAGUGCUUUAAGUUUUGUUAUUUUAUGAUUUUUUCAAUAGUCUUGGAAUGCUUAAAAUGUAUUAACUAGAUCCUAUGAGACAUGUUUUGGUCUGUUCUCUUCAGUAUUUGACACUUCUCAAAAACUACUGACAGUGCCUUAUGGAAGGUGAAUAUUCUUAAACUGCUAUAACUACACACAAUGUACACUGUCUGGCUAAAAAAGGGUCACCACUAUUGGCUUGCAUCACAUAACCGAAAACAAUUAAAGGAUAUUUAAAAUUACUGGAAUUGGGUAAAGAGCUGUCCAACAUAUAUUAAAAGCUGUAAUGAUGGUGCUGAAUCUUUGUGUCAGAAAUAUGGUUAGAAAAAAAUCUUUAAUAAAGGUCAGUUCACAAUGUGAUAUUAAUUUGCAGGAUAGGGUUUAAAUGGCUCAGAUGUUUUUUGGGCCAGGCAGUGUAUAUACGUAAUCACAGUUAAUAUGUAAACAAGUAUUUGUUUUCAGUGCUAGGUACUAAUUUUGGGUGCAGCAUUUUAUGUUGUUUGAUGUGUACUUUUUUUGCCUAAAGUUGUUUUCACAAUUUGAUAUAAACUUAAUGACAAAAACAAUUAUUUAUUUCUAUGUUUCUUGGGAGUCUGCAAUAAGAAAAGAAAAAAAUUAUUAGACUUUGUUUGUCUAUCUGUAUUCCACUGAUACUGUGAAUUUCUUUCUACACUGUCUAACAUGUGGGGAAUAAUCAAACUAUCAGAUGUAAAAGGCUUCAUUGUCAGAUUUCAAAUGUAAAGUUGUCAAGUAUUUUUAUUGUUGAAUUGUUGCAAAUAAACAUGCACUCUAAGAUUGUG
This is a messenger RNA of Clarias gariepinus (North African catfish), 3393 nucleotides long. RefSeq names its product myogenesis-regulating glycosidase. Gene Ontology annotation, biological process: skeletal muscle fiber development; carbohydrate metabolic process. The coding region runs from base 231 to 2294 and encodes 687 amino acids. The transcript has 3 exons. NCBI's taxonomy places the organism in Eukaryota, Metazoa, Chordata, Actinopteri, Siluriformes, Clariidae. The record is from RefSeq and is a predicted model, not a curated record. Gene Ontology annotation, molecular function: hydrolase activity, hydrolyzing O-glycosyl compounds.